GAGAGAGACAGAGAGAAACAGAGGUGGCGGGGGGAAACAGCUGCAAGCGGAUACUCAACAUCAACAAGCUGUAUAAGGCAUCUGUAAGCAAGAAGAAGGGAUUUGGCGAAGAGAGCGAGGGGGUUCCUUACGUCUCCCCCCCCCCCCUCCUCUGCUUUCUGGUUUCAAUAACAGAGGCGUGGAGCUCACAAGACUAUCCUACAAGUGGUGAAGCGAUGGUUUAGCGGAGCAUUUUGGUAGAUUUUCUUACAGCACGACCGCCGAACGACUCUGUAAUUCCAAGCAGCGAUCCCCCUCGAACAUCUGUGGACGCUAUCCCGGAGGGAGAUGGCUGUUUUCCGACUGUCACUACUGCUGCAAGUGGGAUUUGUGAUCGGAUCAAACCACGAAUACGCCGAAUGGUCCGCGCAUGGGAAAGAUUUCAGAGCACAGGAGGCGAUUUACGGUGCUCAUACGCACCGUCGGCAGCUGGCGCAUCUCCGUGCGCCUCAUCAUCCUCCCGGGGUGACGGCGGAGCUGCCGCAGACAAUUGAGGAGGAUCUCCCCAGGGUGGUCACGGCUUUUCUUCACACGGGGGACUCGACCACCUUAAAGCACGCCAACUGCUCGCGGAGAUACGAGCUCACCUCUCUGCGGGGAAGGUCACAAGCCAAUCCGCAUUACUCCAUGAGCAGCGUGCUGGAUACGGUGCUGCACGCCACAAACUUCCUCAACAUGAUCUUGCAAGCCAACAGGUCCAGGGAGCAGAGUCUCCGGCGAGACAUUGAGUGGUAUCAUGCCUUAGUCAGGAGUAUACUGGAGGGAGAUGCCAAGAUUCACCGGGCGAUCGUCACUUUUAGCGCGGAUUCGUCCGUGUCAGGCCCCUCGAUGCUUCUUCAAGCCACCAGGGCCGGUGGAGAGAUAGUCCUCCAAGACCUCUCCAGCAUGGCCCACCAACAUCUACACAACCGCACAGCAGACACAGAGUGGUACCAUGAUGUCAAAGACAGGAAGAAGCCCAGUUUUCAUAAGAGGGUGCUGAGCCAAGACUUUAGAUCAGUUGACAAUUCUUUAAAAAGGGGAGAAAGUUUUAUCCCGGACAAGACGCACGUCAAAUGGUCUGCGCCCUACCUGGAGUGUGAAAAUGGGAAUUUUGUGCCCCGUUGGCUUUUGACCUUAUCAGCUGCUUUCUAUGGCCUGAAGCCCAACCUGGCUCCUGAAUUCAGGGGCGUGGUGCGCGUUGACAUUAAUCUACAGGAUGUUGAUAUCGACCAGUGCUCCACUGAUGGCUGGUUUGCUGGAACCCAUCGAUGCAAUAGGACCACUAUGGAGUGUUCGCCAAUCCACGGUCAUGGAUUUGUCUUGGACAAAUACAAGUGUCACUGCAAGAGAGGAUUCUACCACCCCAACAGAGUAUCUGUCAAUGGCUUUACAAAGAUGGGGAGAAAGGGAAAAGCUGCAGAAAGUGGUCCCAAUGCUGACGAGGGGUCGUCCAAUGACUGCCUGCCAUGCCAGCAGGGCUGCGCCUACUGCAAGGACGACACCCCGUGCGUGGCCCGAGAGGACGGCGCUCUUCGCAUGGCCGUGCUCUCCUUCCAGUGCCUCUGCUUGCUGAUUGUCUUCAUUAGCAUGGUACUCAUCUACCACUUUCGCAGGAAUAAGAGUAUCAGAGCAUCAGGUCUGGUCCUACUGGAGGCCAUCCUGUGUGGAGCUGUGCUUCUCUACUUUCCGGUUGGGAUUCUCUAUUUCCAGCCGAGUGUUUUCCGUUGCAUCCUGCUGCGUUGGGUUCGACUGCUUGGUUUUGCUACCGUCUAUGGGACACUGACUCUUAAGUUGUACAGGGUGUUAAAGGUGUUCCUGUCCCGCACAGCCCAGAGAAUCCCCUAUAUGACCAGCUGGCGCGUGCUGCGUCUACUGGGCAUCAUCCUCCUCAUCGUCUGCUGGUUCCUGGUGGCUUGGACAUCUGCUGUCUGUCAGAAUCCGGACAGGAAGUUGGCUCUCAUCGACGUGGGCUACACGCCCGAUGGGCUGCAGUUCAGCAUGUGCCUGCUGGAUCGUUGGGACUACAUGAUGGCUGUCGCUGAGUUCCUCUUCCUGCUGUGGUCAGUGUACCUGUGUUAUGCUGUGAGGACGGUGCCCUCGGCCUUCCACGAGCCUCGCUACAUGGCCAUUGCUGUUCACAACGAACUUGUCCUGUCAGCGAUAUUUUAUGUCAUCAGGUUCACUCUUGCUCCAGAGCUUCAUCCAGACUGGAUGCUGCUACUCUUCUUCACCCACACCCAUUUAACUGUGACAGUAACAAUGGGUCUGCUACUCGUCCCUAAGUUUCUGUUUGCUGGCACCCACAUGAGAGAUGACAUAGCCUCUGAAGCCUAUGAGGAUGAGCUGGACAUGGGUCGUUCUGGGUCAUAUCUCAAUAGCAGCAUCACAUCAGCGUGGAGUGAGCACAGUCUGGAUCCUGAAGACAUUCGGGAGGAGCUGAAGAAACUCUACUCCCAGUUGGAGAUUUACAAGAGGAAGAAGAUGCUGGCAAACAACCCUCAUCUCCAGAAGAAGCGGAGCUCCAAGAAAGGUUUAGGUCGGUCCCUGAUGAGGCGCAUUACUGAGAUUCCAGAAUCAGUGCAUCGGCAGUGCAGCCGUGAAGACAAGGAGGCUGGAGAACAUGGGAACAACCGUAACAGCAUCUGCAUGUUGAAGAAGAACCCCUUUGAUCCAACUCACGCAGGAAAGCCACCGAAAGAGGAGACACUAAAGAACAAGGUUUUUUCUCUCAAGAAGUCCCACAGUAGCUAUGAUCACGUCCGGGACCAGAGCGAAGACUCCAACAGCUCAGCAACAGACAAGAUGGAGGUGAACCCUGCUGAAGGCUCCCUGCUGGAUACACUUAUGGGCAAGAAGUUGGUCAAGAAGUCCAGUGAAAAUAUUAAUGCCCCCAGUGAAUCUACUGAAUCAGUUCCUUUGGUCUGCAAGUCAGCCAGUGCCCAUAACCUCACUGCAGACAAGAAACCAAUUCAUCCUAGAGCCUCCAUGCUACAGAAGUCCCUCAGUGUCAUUGCCAGUGCUAAAGAGAAGACUUUAGGCUUGACAGGAAAGACCCAGAGCACGGAGGACAGCAAUAAGAAGAGUCAGCCAAAGAGCAAAGACACAAGGGCCAAUGCAGAGCUGGAAAAUGAGUGUCAACCCAAGAUGAUUAUUAGCCAAUCGGUUGAGUACAAACAGAGUGUGGCAAAAGGCAGGAUUAUGAAACAAGCAGUGGGUGGUAGCCAGCCUACAAUCUGUUCUGAUCCAGUCAAGGGAAAGGACCUUUACGAUCUCUCUGAAGUGUGUCCUUGGGAAGUGGAGGAUCUUCCAACUCCAUCUGAAAACAAGGUCCAAAAGCAUGUAUCCAUAGCACCAAAAGAAACUACAACAGUUCAUGGAGGUAGCACCAAGGGAGGCAAAUCUCAGCAGCAUAAGCAAAAAGCUUCUGAUCAGUCUCCAUCCAGUGGCAGGCAUUCAAAGGAAAUUCAGAAGACAACUGUCGUACGAUCUGAGGUAUGUCCGUGGGAAGAUGAAAGUGAAAGUCAAGGUAGUCAAGAAGAAGGGCCGAAGCAACAGAUACACAGUCAGGCGAGCAAACCUACCAAGACCCAGCAGCCUCAUUCUAUGACAGAGAGCACUAAAACAAAUCUGGUAGAGGUUUGUCCUUGGGACUUUGAAGAGGCCCAAAAGACAACAGAGUUAGCUCAUUCACCAGAUAUGAUCAAACAAAGCAAAGGCAUCUCUCCUGUGGAUGGGAGAGCGAGAAGUACCCUUUCAGAUUCAUCCAAAAUAGGAGGCUCACUCCAACUACCAUCUACAAAAGCUGAUGUAUGUCCCUGGGACUACGACAGCAAUGUCACAUCUCCAAAUUCUGGACAGAGGACACCUAGUCCCUCUCGAGCAUCCAAAACCAAGGAAUCCCCUUCAAGAAAGAAGGUUAUCUCUUCCACAAGAACAGUUGAGAAAGAGAAAUCAAAAGAUACUGAUGAUGAGAAAAACAGAACAAAAGCUAAGGACAAGAGUAAAUCUUCAGAGAAACACAUGAGCCAACAAAAAAUGGCUGAGGUAUGCCCAUGGGACGUAGAGAGUCAUCAGGAAGUGCCGGUGGUAGAAAAAAGGAAAAGCGCAAAUGUUGGAGCAGCCAAACCAAAGCAGGCUGAAGUCUGUCCGUGGGAUUUUGAGGAUACUUCAGAUAUAAAAGGUACAGACAAAAGUGCUUCUGUGGUGAAACAGAGCAAUCCAAAUCCUAAAGGCGGGGUUGUAAGUGCUGUUAUAAAGGCAGAUGUUUGCCCCUGGGACUUUGAGGAUAGCACAUCAACCAAGAAGGCAUGACACUCAACCUUAAUGGACCACUUAAAUCAUAGUUAUUGAUGUAUACUCUUUUUUUUCCACGUUGAAAUCGUUAAAUAUUACCUUUUACUAUUAGUACGGUGACUUGGAAGAAAAGCUGAUCAAGUUCCACAAGUUGCCUUCCUUUCCAAGGUUUUGUUCCUGUUUUACCUAUUUUGAAAAUAAGUAAAAUGUACAAAAAGUCAAGAUGAGCAUUCCAGAUUAUUACAGGAAUAUCCUGAAGGUAAAUCUUAGACUAAUUAUGCAACAACUUUUAAUUCAGCUUGUUCACUUCAUGAGCAAUGUUGAAGAUCUGUAUUCAGUCAACAGUUCUUACACGGUUCUUUUUGUACAUUAACAUCAUCUCUUAAUGGUUUGGAAUAUGACAACAUGAAGUAUAUAGAAAAAAAAGCAUUGGAAUUAAGGUACAACACUGCAAAAAUGAAAGCCAAAGAAUGAGAAAAAACAUUUGUAGAGAGGGACAUUGGUCUUAAGGUGGUAAACUUCAUUUAUUACUUUGUGUAUAACUAUUAGCACAGAAGGAAUGCCUCAGUGAUGAAAUCAGUCUAUAGCACUUUAACCAACUCCAUAAAUUAGGAACUGAGAACAGAUCAUCUUGUACAUUUUCAACCUGAUGGCGUGAUAUCACACAGGAUACCACACUGACCAAACUUAAACAACGUUUCUCUUUUAGAUCUAUUUAAUUGUAGUUCUUUGCAGACUAAAAUGCUUCCAAGUCUGCAGAGAUGUACUGUAUGUGCCUAACUAACUAGCAUUGUCUUGUAUCAGCCUGAGGUGAAGCAAGUGGCUUCUUCUUCAGCGUUUUGUGACAGUGAAUUAUAUAAAAAAAAGCAUGCACAGCCAGGUAAUUAGAGUAGUUGGACCCAACAGAGCUGUCAACUAAAGCAGUUUAUGUGUUGACAAAUAUGAGUUUUUUGGGGGGUUUUUGGGUUGUUUUUUUUUUAAAUACCAGAGGUACUCCUUUAUUGCAUUUAUAUUUCCAGAAGCUCAUUCAGAGUGGUAAAGAUUAUACAAGAGCAUGGAUGUAUGUCAAAAAAUGUCAUAUAUACACUGUUCAGAAUGGAUAGAAAAUUAUUGGGAAUACUGAAGAAAUAAUUUGCACCAGCUUUGUUUAUGAAUCCAGCAUGGAUGUUUGUGUUGGCUUGCAUCAAGUGUGUGUAGGUGUGUCUGUGGACACAAUGUCAUGUAUUUAAAGUAAAAAUGUAAUGCCAAACCUGAAGAGCUGAGAGUCUCAGACACGAUAAGUCCUGGCAGCCUUUUCUGUCCUUACAUUAUCUCCAUAAAAAAACAACAACUAAAAUUUGAGCAGGUCAGGUUUUACAGUCAACCUGCCGCUUGGUUCUUUUUUUGUUUGUUUGUUUGUUUUUUGAUUUCAGCAAUAAUUACAAUUCAACUUGGACCUAUCAUACUUACAUUUCUAAAUAUGAUAGGUCUUGUGUAACGAGGGGUCAUUAUGACCUGAAAAUCAGACUGAACUGUCAUUUUGUUUGACUUCAUUUAUGUUAUGCUUGACCUAGUCAACUUUUGUUUAGUGGUGAUGGGGUACUCUAACUAAUUAUUAGAUCGAGGUCUGUCUGUCCUUGUCAUUUUUAGUCUAGUUGACAGCAAAGCUGUGGUACAGGUUGCUAGGAGCAGUUAGGUUAACAGUUAUUGCAUUUGAAAUAUGCUAACUCUGUAAAAUAAUUGUUUCAGUUGACUAACAACAACUUGUACAGCUGCCUUGAUCUCAGGCACGGUCUUAUUUAUUGUUCUGUCACCAUUUUCAAUGGAUUUAGAUAUUUUUCUGGCUCUUGCACAGCAAGACGAUGUCACUAUUCUGAGAUAAAAGGUUGAAAUUAGUUGAUUGUUUCUCCACCCGGGGGAAACAGCUGCCAGUGACAAUAAGACCAGACAUCUUGAAUUGCUCAAUAAAUUGUAGAUGCAGGUGGUGAAUCAGAGACAUGUAAACACUCUAGGAUUAUCACUGACAUUUUGGGUACAUUCACUCUUGAUUCUCUUGAUUUUGAUGUGGAAUAAAGUGGUUUAGAUCAUUUUGCUAAACUGUUAGCUUGUUUUGAUCUGUCUGAUGUCACCAGUUAUGUUUUUUGUCUUGUCAGACUUUGUUGUAGGGAGUGUCUACAAAAAGUUUUUGUAAAGCAAAACUAUCAUUUCAAAGAGUAUUAUUACUGCACGGCCAUAAUAAUGAUGUGAGUAGAGCUUAAUAUUUGGAAAUAUUUGGAAAUAUUGUGUUUCUGUAUUGAAAUUUCACAAGCAACAUAAUGCGUGUUCUUCCCGCUUUAAUGCAAAUAGGUUAAAGCCAAACCCAACUGAUUAAUUAAUGUGGUGGUUAUCAAUUAUGAAUCUGACUUAACCUUUGAACAUUUUUGAUUUGUUAACUGUUUUGUAUCAAAAUGUCUGAAUAUUCAUUGUCCACCGUACAUCUUGGGAUAUCAGUAAAAAAAUUCUGCCACUCAUAUUUAGCUGGUGAACACCUGGCAGUAAUUACAGUCUUGAGGAAAACUAUGUAUCAAUAUAGCAUCUGUACUUUAUGGUAUCUUGUGAGAAUUACAUGGUAUCACUGAAUGUUGUCACUGAUUGUAAUUAUCUAUAAUUGCUGUCAGAUUCCUCAAUACCCGAGCUCUGUAGGAGUCUUUACUAAAUGUGGAUAAGAAAAAAAAAGAAAAAACACAGUGCUUGUCAGUGACUUUUACAAAGUCAAAAAAAGAGUUUGUAAAUUGGUAAAUUCCUUUGGCACAGCUCAACUUAAACUAAUCCAGUGACAAAUAUUUGUAGCCUCACUUAUCCCAUUUUAUUUUUAAUGUGUUGUCACGAUUCCACAGCUAGGCACCAUAAACAUGAUUUAGAUGCUACAUCUUCUAGCUGCCUCCACCUACUGAGAAAUUACCUCUGCCACUGACCUGUGGGGGUGCUUUCCUGAAAUAAUUCAAACGUGGAGUAUUUGCCUUACAGCAUGAGAUUCGUCAUCGCCUCUGCUUUAUGAGCUCCUUCAGGGACGGUGUCUGAGAAGAACUGUCAACAUGCAUGGAUUGAUUGUAAUGCUUUGAUGGAUUUGUAUGAUAUUUAUGAACCAGAUGUUAGGUGUCAUCCAUCAUAUGCAUUGUGGUAGUACAUGCAGGAUCAUACCAGGGGACCCCUGACAUGACAACAAUGGCAUUUCAAAAGCCAUUUAUUUAUUUAUUUGGCAAUUUAUUGAAAGUGACUUUAGACUUUGGAAUCACUGCCACAAAGGAUUUUACUGCCCUGGGUGAUGAAUAAUAUGCUGUAUAUUUUUAAAACAAGCUUCUUGUUUUGUUCUUGUAGGAAAAUUAUUUUGAGGAGGUGUGUUUACUUAAUGAAAAUUAUUUUGAAAAAUUACAUGACCAAGUCUGAUUUUGGUAAAAUUGAAUCCAAAAUAACUGAACCAUAACAAGCAAUAUAUUACAACAUUCUCAAUCAAAGAAGGUAUUUUAUUCUGGUGUCAAAGUUAAUUCAUAUUUAUUUAUGCUGAUUGUAAUCUUUUACACACUUGGCCAAUGAGAUUUCCAGAUCAGAGAUAGUUGGAGCACAAAGGAAACAUGAUUAGUUACAUACAGAAAAUAACAACAAUGCAAUAUCCCACAUACAGUACGUACUAUGGAAUACAUCACACUUUCAGUCAGUGUGCUCUGUUGUUUAGUUUGCAUAAUUUCAGAUAGUGUGCUUGCAUUCCUCAGUUCAGUCAGUCCAUAGCUGUCUGUGUAUUAAAUUGUGUAUACAGAACCAGUGUCUUACUGUCUCUUUCUCUGGAGAUUAUCAUUGUAUUUUAGUCGUAUCAUCAAUGAAUCAGUGAAACUUUGAACCUCAGCCAUUUACUUGGGUGUGAAAAUUGAGACCAUUGUUCUUGUACCUCAUCUUGACAUAGACAAUACUGUGUCCUGUAGCUCUUUGUCCACCAGUCAGAUCUUUGCCAUAGUGUGUUCUGUUGGCUUGCAGCUUUUAUUUGACUUCUGUUCUGUUGUGACCAAACCAAGUCACCCGAUGGCAAAUACAACUAACUACUAUGACUACUAUUCAAUGCUGUAACGUCGUAAAUCUUGUGGCUUCUGCAUGAAUUCAAGAAAAAAAUAGGACUGAUGUUUCACUGCCCUUGAUAGAACAAAAAAGAAAAAAGUGAUCUUUUAUGGACUGUUACAAGUUGUAUAGUGAGUGAUACUGUCCCUAACCCACUGUAUUAUGUGCUUGUUAUGACUAUUGCUCUAUGACAAGCUUAUAGCAUCAAUAUAUGGGAAUAUUUGGUAGAUUUAUAUUGUGUUAUAUUGUGAUAGCAUGUACAUAAAAGAUACCUCCUCUGCAAUAAAUAUU
Scatophagus argus is the source of this 8670-nucleotide messenger RNA. RefSeq names its product G protein-coupled receptor 158a (gene gpr158a). The coding region runs from base 328 to 4332 and encodes 1334 amino acids. NCBI's taxonomy places the organism in Eukaryota, Metazoa, Chordata, Actinopteri, Scatophagidae. The record is from RefSeq and is a predicted model, not a curated record. Gene Ontology annotation, cellular component: membrane. Gene Ontology annotation, biological process: G protein-coupled receptor signaling pathway. Gene Ontology annotation, molecular function: G protein-coupled receptor activity. The transcript has 11 exons.